AUGGAGAACUACCAGAAGCUCGAGAAGAUUGGCGAAGGCACCUACGGUGUCGUCUACAAGGCUCGCGAUCUCCUCAAUGGAGGCCGCAUAGUAGCCCUCAAGAAGAUUCGCCUCGAGGCCGAGGACGAGGAUCUCUCUGCUCAAGGAGAUGCGCGACCCCACAUUGUCCGCCUCUUCAACAUUGUCCACUCCGACGGCCACAAGCUCUACCUCGUCUUCGAGUUCCUCGAUCUCGAUCUGAAGAAGUACAUGGAGGCCCUGCCCGUCAAGGAUGGUGGUCGUGGCAAGGCCCUGCCUGAGGGCUCCUCUGAGGUCCUCUCGCGUCUUGGUCUUGGUCCGGCCGUCAUUCAAAAGUUCAUGUGGCAGCUCUGCGACGGCAUUCGUUACUGCCACUCCCACCGCAUUCUCCACCGCGAUCUCAAGCCCCAGAACCUGCUCAUCGACAAGGAGGGCAACCUCAAGCUCGCCGAUUUCGGUCUCGCCCGCGCCUUUGGCGUGCCCCUGCGCACCUAUACCCACGAGGUCGUGACCCUGUGGUACCGCGCCCCCGAGAUUCUGCUCGGUGGUCGUCAAUAUUCCACCGGCGUCGACAUGUGGUCUGUCGGCUGCAUUUUCGCUGAGAUGUGCACCCGCAAGCCUCUCUUCCCUGGUGACUCUGAGAUUGACGAGAUCUUCAAGAUCUUCCGCGCCCUUGGAACUCCCACCGAGGAUGUCUGGCCUGGUGUCACCUCGUACGCCGACUUCAAGAGCUCUUUCCCCAAGUGGAUCCGCGACGAGCGCCUGCCGCUGUGCACCAACCUCGACUCGGUCGGCCUCGAGCUGCUCGAGAUGAUGCUCAUCUACGACCCCGCGAGCCGCAUCUCUGCCAAGCAGUCUUGCAACCACCCGUACUUCGAGACCUACCCCGCCGCCCAGCAACAGCCCGCUCGCACCAAUGGGUACCACUAG
Molecule: messenger RNA, 948 nt
Organism: Verticillium dahliae VdLs.17
Lineage: Eukaryota; Fungi; Ascomycota; Sordariomycetes; Glomerellales; Plectosphaerellaceae
Product: cell division control protein
Exons: 4
Coding region: 1-948 (315 amino acids)
Biological process (GO): G1/S transition of mitotic cell cycle; signal transduction; regulation of G2/M transition of mitotic cell cycle
Cellular component (GO): cytoplasm; nucleus; cyclin-dependent protein kinase holoenzyme complex
Molecular function (GO): cyclin binding; cyclin-dependent protein serine/threonine kinase activity; ATP binding
Source: RefSeq, a predicted model, not a curated record